Messenger RNA from Pyricularia grisea, 2286 nucleotides. RefSeq lists its product as uncharacterized. Gene Ontology annotation, cellular component: chromatin. The coding region runs from base 1 to 2286 and encodes 761 amino acids. Gene Ontology annotation, biological process: DNA-templated transcription; regulation of transcription by RNA polymerase II. The record is from RefSeq and is a predicted model, not a curated record. The transcript is spliced from 4 exons. Lineage: Eukaryota; Fungi; Ascomycota; Sordariomycetes; Magnaporthales; Pyriculariaceae. Gene Ontology annotation, molecular function: DNA-binding transcription factor activity, RNA polymerase II-specific; zinc ion binding; RNA polymerase II cis-regulatory region sequence-specific DNA binding.
AUGCACAAAUGCACAUACGACGGGUGUUCCCGCAGCUUCAAACGGCCGGAGCAUUUGUCAAGGCAUAGACUGAACCAUCAACCUCGUACGAUCCACGAAUGCAGCAUAUGUCACAAAGACUUUGUGCGCCUGGAUCUCCUACAGCGCCAUCUCCGCCGACAUGAUCGGGGAAUGGUUAAGUACAGGAACUCGGGUGGCUAUUCCACGAGGGCCGAGCUCCCGGUUCGCUCAGCCAACGUGCCAAAACCAGAAGAAGCAGCAGCAUCGGUGCCUGUGUCUCAAUACAAGACGGAGCAAAACCAACUACCCUCUAGGGGAAACUCGGAAUACUCUCACGUUUCUGGAUCUCCCCUGAGUUCCAUGAGCCAAGAUGUGCUAGAUCCAGUACUUAUCCAAGCUGCUCAGCUGGCCAGUCAAGAAAGCGGAUACAUCACCCCAGGGAACACAUCCGAGCCGAUGCAGCAGCUUACCUUUUUCCAUGGGCCCAGUGAUGGGACUUGGUUUACUCAAGAUCUGGAUUGGCUCUUUGGUGCAAGUCCGGAAGAAGUGCCGUCAAGGUUCGGCGACUUGCAACCCAUCUCUCAAAGCUCUCCGCUGGAGAGUUUCCCAGGGUCAUUUGUCCCUCCACCUUUGUAUAAUCAGAAUACCGACUUUAUCGAUCCCGUAUCGCGACAACGGGUGAUGGAGGCACUCUCGUGUCUACCUGCCGAGCUGUUGACUUCGAGUUUCUUUGACGCUGCCAACUUGCAGAUGUUUAUGCAAAAGUAUUGGCUCGAGUACAAUCCACAUUUUCAAAUGCUGCAUCGUCCAAGUUUCUCUGUGGUCGAUGUUCCGCCCUUGUUAUUGGUCUCGCUCUUGACGCUCGGUGCGACAUUGUCUCCUGACGAUUCACACUAUGCUGUGGCCGAGAAGAUUCACCAGAACCUCCGAUGGUUGAUAUUUACGUCGUCGUCCUUCAAAACUCCCGCCCCUCUGUGGGUGAUUCAGUCUUUGUUGAUUGUUCAAGCAUAUGAAAAGAUGUUUUCUACCAGGAAACUACACGAAAUGUCGCAUAUAUUCCAUUCUUCGCUUAUGCGGCGCGGGAGCUGCUAUGGUCCAGGACAGACUACCAGCGGUGACCUCUCGACCCUGGAAAAUACUUGGCAUCGGUGGAUUGAGCAAGAGUUGACCCACCGGGCUGCCUACUUUGCUUUCGUCAUGGAUGCUCAGCACUCUUCCAUAUUUGGACAUGCUGCGGUGCUGUCUUUAACCGAUAUUCGACUGCCAUUACCAUGUGCAGAAGCGCUAUGGGAUGCCCCCACCGCCACUGCGUGGAAUCGAGAACGGUCUCGGCAGCCAUCUUCGACGCCUUUUUUUCUUCCAGCACUCCGGGCUCUGCUUUGUCGCCAACCGUUGCCCCACACUUAUAGCACUUUUGCACGCUUCGUGCUGCUACAUGGGCUGUUCAGUCUCACCCGUCACAUGACGAUAAGAGACCAGACAGCCUCCUUCAUCGGAGGAAACACCUUCAGUCGCCCUGCUGACCCUGAAAUCAACAUCACCAGCGCCUCGGCGUCUCCUCACCCAGAGGAUGACGAUGACUGGCGUGAGCGAGUUGCUCGUGCCGUUGAUACCUGGUCUUUGAGCCUCUUUUCCCGUUCUCCAUCGCUUUGUCUCGAGGCGGCCAAACCGCUACAGCAUAUUGCACAUAUCAACAUUCACACCAACUUGAUUGACUUUCACAUUUUAGCAGGGGCACCGAACCUAGCCACUGGAGUUCGUGCUCAUCCAGCAAGUAUGGCUGGUGACAGCCAAUAUGCGAGAGCCUGUGAAAGGGUCCUAGCCUGGACCAGGGACCUGCCCAAUGCAAAGCAAACGUUGAUUCACUGUCUCACCUUGAUCCAGGAGACCAUGUUUACCCGCGCACAGUAUCUGGCCUGUGAGGACAACAUCCUUUUACGACCCUGGGUUUUAUACCAUAGCACUCUUGUGGUUUGGGCCUAUGGAGUUCUUACUGAGGGGUUUCAACCGGGAAGGGUCUGUAGUGCUGAGGAUUAUCUUUCACAUAUGCUCAAUCACCUCCUGGGGAACGGCGAUAUUUCACAACUCCGGGGGGCUAGUCAGACCUCGGGUCUUAUUGCAUCAGUUAGCAUCGCACUUGACAACUGCAGGUGGGAGCUUUUGCGGGAGGCAAAGGAUACGCUUGACUCCCUCGCCCAGCAGUCCAGGCUUCUAUUAUCCAUCAGAGAGUCGACGGCCUUUUCCGAUGAUACACGCGAAAGAACAGUUGCCGGCAUGCCAGAGUAA